Molecule: messenger RNA, 766 nt
Organism: Zerene cesonia (dogface butterfly)
Lineage: Eukaryota; Metazoa; Arthropoda; Insecta; Lepidoptera; Pieridae
Product: attacin-like
Exons: 3
Coding region: 48-701 (217 amino acids)
Biological process (GO): defense response to bacterium
Cellular component (GO): extracellular region
Source: RefSeq, a predicted model, not a curated record
CCUGUUUCAAUCACAUUCAUCUCAACUCUGUCCUAUUACGAAGCAAUAUGUUCAAGGGAAUAAUUUUCUUAGUUUUGUUAGCUGGAGCCAAUUGCAGAUAUGUGUUAGUCGAUGUACCGACGCUGAGCUCGGAGGAACUGGGGUACCUGAGAGUGAGACGAGAUACAUUGGCUUCGAAGACGCCUUUCGCCGGCAAUGAUGAAAGGCAGUUGAGUCAAACGGUGUCCAAAACCUAUAGCCCUGACGGUAAACUGACCUCCUAUUCUGGUGGAGUGGACUUCGAUACGGCUAAUGGUCACGGAGUAAGUUUAUCAGCUAAAGGAAUCCCAGACUACGGCAAGCAGCUCACAGCAGCCGGGAGAGUUAACUUAGUGAACGCCAAUGAUCAUAAGCUGGAUGCUGGCGCCUUCAUCACACGAAACUUUCCGAAUACACACGAGCUGCCGAAUCACAAUACGUUUGGUGGUAAUCUUGAUUAUAUGUACAAGGAUAAAAUAGGGGCAGGUUUGAGCGCAGCCCAUACAGACCUAUUCCAAAAGACAGAUGUCGCAGCUCUGGGCAAAUUCAACCUCUACCGUGACCCGACCUCCUCCUUGAACUUGAAUGCUGGUGCCCAACGAUCUUUCUCCCCUUUCAUACCUCGUAGCAGCUGGGAACCAUUCGUUGGCAUUAACUAUAAGACAACCUUUCCAAAUAUGUAAAAGAAUAAUUGCAAUUUUAUAAGGUUAUAAAUCAAUUGGUAUAUAAAAUAAAUUGUUGGAACCAA